This is a messenger RNA of Pogoniulus pusillus (Red-fronted tinkerbird), 817 nucleotides long. It is a transcript of the gene SPRN, whose product is annotated as shadow of prion protein. Gene Ontology annotation, molecular function: nucleic acid binding. The record is from RefSeq and is a predicted model, not a curated record. The transcript is spliced from 2 exons. The coding region runs from base 123 to 518 and encodes 131 amino acids. Lineage: Eukaryota; Metazoa; Chordata; Aves; Piciformes; Lybiidae. Gene Ontology annotation, cellular component: membrane; nucleus. Gene Ontology annotation, biological process: protein import into nucleus.
CGAAGUGAGGGUGGGGUUGGGGGGGAGCCGACGGCAGCGAGAACGCGGCUGCGGGAGCGCGGCCAGGGAGGAGCGGAGCGAGCCCAGCGGCAGCAUCAGCCCCGGUGCGGCGGAGCGGUGGGAUGCGGCGGAGCGCGGCGGUGUGCUGGGCCCUGAUGCUGUUGGCCGCCGCUCUCUGCGACCCAGUAGCCGGUAAGGGCGGGCGCGGUGGAGCCCGCGGAGCCGCCCGCGGCCGGGCCCGGGCGACAACCCGUGGCCGAAUGAAGGCGAUGGUGCCCCGCUACGGCUCGUCCGGGUCAGCCCUGCGGGUGGCCGGAGCAGCGGCCGCAGGGGCGGCAGCUGGUAUCGCGGCAGGGGCUACCCUGCGCCGGGCCCGGCUUGCCGGCGAGCUGGAAACAAGCGACGGUCCAGAGUACCGAGAUGGCAACUGGACGACCACCGCACCCGCAAGCCAAGCCCCGCCAGCAUGGGCCGUGGCUUGGCUCUGUCCCUUCGCUGCUGUUCUCCUCUGCCGCUGACGAUUUCAGGGCACCAGACUGUGCCUGAAGGAACUACCACUGCCGUGAGGGCCGGCUGCCCCCACCGUGGGGCUGAGCGUACCCACCUGGGACUACAGCAACUCCCAAGGCAGCAAUCCCUCCAGCACCUGACCUCUCCCGGUUACCGGCCACCAGCGGGGCAGGACCCCAUGGGAAGCCCCUCCACCACCUACCCCAUGCCCUGCCUGUUCAGGCACCCAGUUUGUCCCACUCCUCUGUACCUGGGUCCAGCACCGUGUGGAAGACAAGGAGACAGGAAUAAAACAGGGUGGAAAGCA